UUCUUGUUUUCUCAAUAAUUCUGAAACCAUCUGCUGAUUUCAUUUUGGUAUAAAGCCUUUAUGGAAGGCUUAUUGAAAAACACAGAAUGUGAGUUCUUGUAUGUCACAUGCCACAAGCGGUGGAAUAAGAGAGGCUGUUAAAGUAUUUUCACAUCACCUCCCUAAACUGAAGGAAGAGCAACAAACAGCACGAGCUUAUUCUACAUUUGCUACUAGAAAAAACACGUCAGAGGAGAGGAUGUUUUGUAUUACUUAAUUACAAGAGAAACUUCAAGCCCGAGAAUGCAAUUAUGGAGCAUGUCCAUAGGAAAACAGAGUUUUUGAAUUCUCCUUUUGUGAAACUGGUUAACUUAUCUUUGGCAGGAAGGCCUCGAGUACUCAACUUAGUAAGCAAAAUUUGAGAAGUAUAAUUCAUAUAGUGUAUUUUAGCCUCUCUGUGGCUUUUCUAAUAAGCUAAAAUUUCUGUCUGUGGAGGCUGUUCUGAGGUAGCUCUACAUUAUUUAAAGUUAAAAAUGAGCUCAGGGGACAGUCCACUAAUGUCAAAGCAACAAACACAAUGUGCCUGCGAGUUUCUAUGCUGCUGGUGUCAGAGGGUCUGCUGCAUGGUGCUUAGCUUGUGUUUUUACCCUACUGCCUGGUGCUCAGCUUGCUGUCUGAUCUCUAGUUAUUCUUGAUGAGAGGCAUCUUGAACCAACGAAUUAAGUGACACGAAGGCAGUAGUUUGGAUCUAGUUAGCAGGACUGCAAGUUCUUUUGGUGAUUGACAGUGGUGGUUCUGUACAGUUAAUACUUGGCAGAGAGGGAGAAUAUCUGUACCCCCAGUUGUAGGAUAUUAUUUCUACAGACACUUCAAAUUCUAGUCAGAAAUUAUGAAUGUGGAGUUUGGGGAUGUUAUUGCUGCCUCAGUGAUUUUUUUAUUCCUUUGGGAUAAGGUUGGUUUCAUACUUUUUGCUGCUUAGCAAGUCUUGGACAGCAAUCUGUGUGUGUGAUGUGUCUCUGGAACUAUUGAUUCCAGAUAAUUUUUCUUUAAUGAAUGUGUAGAUUAUGUGACACUAAUGUUCCAGCUUCUGGCAUCUGUUACAGAAAGCUACCCACAAGAAAUCUGAGUUUCCAAGCUCUGAUUUUGUAAAUGUGUUGGGCAGAGAUAAAUAGACUCUUAAGAGGAUAGUUUUAGUAUUAAUGAAGUUUGGGGUUUUUCCAUAUUAGAAUAUUUUGUUCUAGAUGAGUCAUAUUGAGAAAACUCAAUUCCUGCGGAAUCAGGCCAGUAUUGAACAAACCAGCAGGUUUGUACCGUCUCUGCCAGGUGGAGUAACACAUAAUAUAAGAAACCACACUGUAAAGGGUGGGGUUUAGAUAUUUUUGGAAGAUGAAUGCAGCAUAUAAAAGAUAAAGCCAGUGGGUAAAAUGAAUCAGCUUACAAAUAAAGAAAGAUAGUCUUUACUACAGAGGCUGUAGGAGAAAUCUAGUAGCCAUAUUGGAGUUACUUUUGUCUGUCAGCAGUGCCUGAAACCGUGAAAAAACAGCCCUGGCAAAAUGUCUCUCGGUUACUCCGUUUGGAAUUAAAAGCAUACUUUAAGCUUCUGGGAGCAAUGUCCUAGUGGAGUGGUCGAAUUAUUUGAGCUGCCAUAGCUGCACAAUUGCAUGAGUCCCUUUUCUUGCAGCUUGUUGGUAUGUUAAUAAAUCAUUGGUUGUACAGGUGCCCUCUGUGUCUCAAGAAUGUCAACAGGUGAGGUUUAAUCAUGAGAUAACCCCUGCUUACACAGAUGUGACUCUCCUUUUCCUCUAGUAAGGAAGGUACAAGAAAACUCUCCGGGGCAUAGAGCUGGACUGGAGCCAUUCUUUGAUUUUAUCGUGUCCAUUAAUGGUUCAAGAUUGAAUAAAGACAAUGACACUCUCAAGGACCUGUUGAAAGCAAACGUUGAAAAGCCUGUAAAAAUGCUGGUGUACAGUAGCAAAACACUGGAGCUGAGAGAAACGUCAGUGACGCCCAGCAACAUGUGGGGUGGACAGGGCCUGUUGGGCGUGAGCAUUCGUUUCUGCAGCUUUGACGGGGCCAAUGAAAAUGUAUGGCACGUUCUGGAAGUGGAACCUAAUUCUCCUGCUGCAUUAGCUGGACUUAGACCUCACAGUGACUAUAUCAUUGGAGCAGAUACAGUCAUGAAUGAGUCUGAAGAUCUCUUUUCCCUUAUUGAAACACAUGAAGCAAAGCCAUUAAAACUUUACGUGUACAACACAGACACAGAUAAUUGUCGGGAGGUGGUGAUUACUCCAAAUUCUGCCUGGGGUGGAGAAGGCAGCCUAGGCUGUGGCAUUGGUUAUGGAUAUUUGCAUAGGAUACCUACACGCCCAUUUGAAGAGGGAAAGAAAAUUUCUCUCCCAGGGCAGUUGCCUAGUGCGUCUCUCAGUCCUCUCAAAGAUGGCUUCACAGAGGUUCAGCUGUCAUCAGUUAAUCCCACAGCCACAUUACCCCCUGGGUCAGCAGGACUUGAACAGAGUCUUUCAGGACUUUCUAUUAGUUCACCCUCAACUACUGUCAGUAACGUUCUCAGUACAGGUGUUCCAACAGUUCCAUUAUUACCACCACAAGUCAGUCAGUCCCUCACCUCUGUGCCACCGGUUAACCCAGCGACAACGUUACCGGGUCUGAUGCCAUUACCAGCAGGACUUCCCAACCUGACUGAUCUGUCCAAACUUAAUUUACCUGCACCACACAUUGUCCCAGAAAUCGUGCAGCCUGGUUUGCCAUCCCUUCCCUCCUUGCCACCGCUGAAUCUAAUGGAAAUAACACCUCUAUCAAUGCCACCCAAAUGUGUUCCUCUGCUUCCUUUGGUCACAGAGGCAUCUACAGUGCCUACAGAUUUGCUUCCCUCCAUUACUCAAGCCGGAAGCUUUUCCAUCAACCCUGGCACUACUGUAAAUGUAGAACAGACCUCGACGCUCACCUUGGAUAGUACUACCCCAACUUCUAAGGCAACUAUUGUUGACAGAUCAAGUGAAUCCUCUACAGUUAAUGAGAAAACAUCUGGAGUCACAGAUACAGAAGCUUCUGAAUCAUAAUUCCAGGUCACUCUGUUGGAUUGGCUUGGUAUUUAUGCAGCCAUUGGAUACAUAUUUGAAGAGCAAGCUAUCAUUAAUUUCAUACUAGUUUGUACUUAAUCUUAGGAGUCCUGUAAAUAAUAUGGAGGUAUAAUAAAAAUAAAAGGGGGUUUAUAAAGUGCGUGUGGUGGGAGGGGAGGAAGAGUACUUGUAUGUAACCAAAAACCAAGUCAAGGUGGUACAUAGAAUUCCACUGCCAAACUCGGAGGUAUAUGUUUUUAAUAUAGGCUGACGGCUUUAGCCUGCUAGGCCUGUCCUUGCUUAUAAUCAGCAAUUUUUGCUUCUGAUAGAAAUGAAGCGGUUCUUGCGUGUGACAUUUACGUACCAUACUUCUUGUUCUUUGCAAGUGUCUUGUUACUACAGUGGGGAUGAGAAUGUUUAGUCCGAGUUGUACAUUUUAACAUCGCAAAACUUCCACCUAAAGAUGUUUCUAUUAAAGUUGCUGAGUGACCCAUUAAUUGACAUCUCGUUAUUCAGCUUGUACACAAAUCUUUAUUUUUAAGCUCUUGAGAGGUGCUCAAGCCAUGUUUUGUGACUGCUGCUGUGUUGUUUCAUAUGCCCACUGUAAAAUGGCAUUUGGAAGGGAACACAGGAAAUGCUAAAUGUGGCACACAAUUUAGCACUUCAUGACUACUGUAAGACAAAUUAAUGGAUUAAGCAUACAUACAGCAAUAAAUUCCUGGUAUUUUA
Molecule: messenger RNA, 3785 nt
Organism: Strigops habroptila (Kakapo)
Lineage: Eukaryota; Metazoa; Chordata; Aves; Psittaciformes; Psittacidae
Gene: GORASP2
Product: golgi reassembly stacking protein 2
Exons: 10
Coding region: 1935-3056 (373 amino acids)
Biological process (GO): Golgi organization
Cellular component (GO): Golgi apparatus
Molecular function (GO): protein binding
Source: RefSeq, a predicted model, not a curated record